Messenger RNA from Fusarium sp. VM40, 1020 nucleotides. NCBI's taxonomy places the organism in Eukaryota, Fungi, Ascomycota, Sordariomycetes, Hypocreales, Nectriaceae. The record is from the annotation of a GenBank genome assembly.
AUGUCUUCACAUUAUCCCGGAUCCUACGGUGACGGGCAGCAAUCUUGCGGCCGUGACGACUACGGCGAAGAGUCUCGAUGGCAUCCGUAUGCCACUACCAUUGCCCCAGCCGACUACAUCCCCCCUACCCGUGCUGUAACGCCGGGCAAUCCCGGUUUGCGACGCGUCGUCGUACGUUCAGGCUCAAGUCGCGAAUGGGAACUUCAAGACGAAAAUGCGGACCUCAAAAGAAGAUUACUGGACUCCCAGCAAACCGUUUCCUGCCUACAAUCUGAGUGUGAUGGUCUGAAGACUGAAGUCGCAGGGCUCCAAGCUCAACUGUCUUUUGCGACUGGGACUCUGACCACACAGCUUCGAAAGGAACUUGAUGACAUCAGGCCUGAGGCGAUCUUGAAUCAGAGGCUUAAGGAUCAAAGCACUCUGAAGAGCAACGCAAUCAACAGGCUCACAACUGAAGCUGCUGAACAGUUCAAGACAAUUAAACAGCUAAAAAACGAAAUCAGCAAUAAGAAUGCCACGAUCAGUCAACUACAACUUGACGGGAAAAAGGCAAUUCAAGAUCUCAAUAUUGUUCGAAGCAAUAUGAAUUCGUGCAAGCCACACAAACUGUCCAGGGCAGAAAAGCGCAAACAACGCCGGGAGGCAGAAAUGGCAAACAGAUUCGACAACGAAGGACUCCUGAUCUCGAAAUUUGUGCAAGACAGCCAUCUCACAGACGACGUGCUUGCACAGAUCUCUCGUAUUGCAGCCAAUGUUGAAGAAAAGAAGAGCUUGUAUGCAUUGCUCUACAGCGCGAACAAUGGUAUUUACUACUGCAUUCACGAGGCUGUUGAAAAGGGCAUGUCUGCAUCCAAAGCCUUGUGCCCUGGAAUUUCUGAUUGCCCGGCCCGUGGUGUGGAUUGCAACUUCAUGGUCAAGGCUAUCAUGGACGGUGUGGUCAACAAAUUCCAGAUUUUCAACCCCAAUGCUCCCAUUCCAGAUACUCAACAGACUGAGGUUCAGGGUGAGAAGUCAGGAUGA